Penicillium diatomitis is the source of this 2985-nucleotide messenger RNA. RefSeq lists its product as uncharacterized. Gene Ontology annotation, molecular function: hydrolase activity. Lineage: Eukaryota; Fungi; Ascomycota; Eurotiomycetes; Eurotiales; Aspergillaceae. The coding region runs from base 1 to 2985 and encodes 994 amino acids. The record is from RefSeq and is a predicted model, not a curated record. The transcript has a single exon.
AUGACGUCAAAACACAAGCCCCUUGGUGUCCUGUCCAGCCAGCCAAUCCUACCGAAUCAUUGUCCAGGGGGGAAGAUCGAUCUACUUCUCCAAAUUGGUACACAAGGAUCGUCUUCUUCCCCCAAGUUCGCCUGCGACACACCCUUUCUCUCAAGAGAAUGGAACAAUCAUGACUUUGCAUACGGUCGCAUUAGGCGCGGCUCUCACGCCUACCGUUCUCCAGGCUCUCAUCGAUCAUGUGGGUCUCUUUCUGCUGUUGAGCAGCUUUCCUUUGGCGAGGACCUAGCGGUUCGUCGCGAGAUAAUUACAUGCGCUAACAUCUACGUUCCUUCUUGGCAGUAUAUCCAUCGCAAGGCACGACACACACAUCCCCAGGUGCAUUUAACAUAUGACGAGGGAAUUCAAAUCGUUCGGCAAUUUCUCUACUAUGCCUCCAAGCACCCCGUGGAGGACCUGCAGGCGUUCUCACGCCAAUGGGUCCCCAGUCCACAUUGGGUGAGAACGGAGGCAAUCACGAUUCCCAAUGACUUCUUGUCGAGGGCAGCAACGGCUCUCGCCCACCAACUAGGUCCACGGGGACUGGUGCGGGUGGGCGGCGAGAAAUGGUGGCAAUGGCGUGGGCCAAGUGAAGAACUCAAGGGCGAAUGGAUCGAGAUGCGCAAUCACUAUACCGAGCGGGAAAAAGCCAACGAGCGCUGCAACAAAAUCAUGCUGUAUAUACAUGGCGGUGCUUACUUCUUUGGCAGCAUUGAUACCCAUCGCUACAUGUUACAGAGGCAUGCUCGCAAGCUUAAAGGGCGUGUAUUCGCCCCCGACUAUCGUCUGGCCCCCCAAUACCCAUUCCCGUGCGCGCUGCAAGACUGUCUGGCAGCAUACCUGUGGCUGUUGGAAAGCUACAGUUCAAAGGAAAUUAUCUUGGCUGGUGAUUCGGCGGGUGGUGGGAUGUCACUGUCGCUACUGGUCAUCAUGCGCGACCAAGGAAUCCCACUGCCUGCCGGUGCAAUUCUAAUCUCACCGUGGGUAGACCUUACUCACUCCUUCCCGAGUAUUGUCGCAGACAACCCCGGCGAUUACAUUCCGCCCUAUGGCUUCAGACACAAGCCAUCCGUCGCCUGGCCUCCGCCGAACGCCGAUGAACUUCUCAGAAUCAAGAAACUUUCCCAGAAAAAGACAGUCACAGCAGAUGAACUCGAGGCUGCUGGUCCCACAGCCGACAGAGACACAAUGGAGACGGCUGUUCGAGGAUUUACACGCCAUGGCAAGAAGCAUGGGACGGAGAAUCACGCGUACCCGGGGAUGCAACAGAGCCCCGAUCCGAACAAUCUGCAUGCAGAGCCUGACAACAUUCGUGUCAUGUUGUCUGGCGAGACAGUAGAGUUGAAAGACCAGAUCCAGCUUUAUGCCACAAAUCAGCUAAUGUCCCACCCGCUCGUGUCACCCAUUCUGCAGCCCUCUCUUGGUGGACUUCCGCCCCUGCAGAUUCUGAGCGGCAGUGGUGAGAUGCUUCGGGAUGAGCAAUUCUAUGUGGCUCACAAAGCCGCGAACCCGACCGCAUAUCCUCCAGCUGACAUCUAUCUUGAUGAAUUUGAUCCAAAUCGUGAAGUCCUGAAUAAGUACGAGCCAACGCAUGUCCAGCUUCAAGUAUGGGAUGAUUUGUGUCAUGUUGCCCCUACUCUCAGUUUCACACGGCCGGCGAAGUACAUGUUCCGCUCUAUAUCUCAAUUUGGAGCUUGGGCACUUGCUCGUGCACAAAAGACGGACGUGGAUAUUAUGGAUCACAAUCUGCUGUCUCCAACGUCAUCGAGUGACGAAGAUGGAUCAGUUAGCCCCAAAGCCUCCUUAGAUGGCCGUCAGCCAACCUUCCCCGCGGGCGUCUCAGUUGGUAUAGCUGGGGAUCCCUUACCCGCCUUUGAGAACUACAUGAUUCGGCAAAGGGUUGACAAGAGGGGCCACUUAUACCAUCUGGAUCCCCCUUCUGCCUACCCUGUAUUGGCUAUACCCCCAGAAAAAGUCGGCGCCAUAAACCCUGAUUUGAUCAGUAAAUGGCUCAAGGCCAAGAACGAAUGGGACAUCAGGUUUGCUAAGGAAAAGGUUCGCGUUCAGACCCAACGCAUCAAGGAAAUGGCUCAUGGCUUCCAAGAUUUUGAUGGAGAGUGCCCUCCUCCCAGUUCUCUGGCUGCCCGACGAGCAGCUCCAGAAGUCUUGCCUAAACGUCACACUAAAAAGAAUCAUGGCCUUGCAUUAUGGAGUGGCUGGGGCAGCAAGCAUGACGAGCGAACAAUGGAGAAGGUCACAGACGCCAAGAAGACUGGCCAGAAGACAACCAGCAAGGCCAUUGACGUUGGUCAGGCGGGUUCAUGUUCAAGCUUGCCACUCAGGACCUCUCAGCAGGUCAACUCCAAGCAAGAUGAGCGUCUUGGUGCUGCCAAGUCGAGUUUCGCUAAUGGUGCUGCUUUUGUUGGACGCAAUCCAGACACAAACGCAGAGAACACAGCGGAAGGAAGCGAAGAUAACACCGUUGGCCGUCCUUCCGAGUCUACCUCCUUGCGUCCGAUACCAGAGAAUAAUGGAGGCUCUUUUCUAAUUCUCCCAGGCGUCGAUAAUCGCAAGUUCAUGGAGGAGAAUGCUAGCACUCGAGCGCUGUUCGGUGCUUCAGGGACCUUACCAAUGUCUUCGGAUACAUCGUUACCUUACGUGCAGGACCGCCCGUCGUCGGUCGGUAACUCUGUUGCUGGUCAAAGCGAAUUCUUGUCAGAGCUUGGAGAAGAUACAAGCAUCCGCGCCGUUUUGGGGGUUAGAGGUGUAGCGGACCCGAUUGGAAAUGCGGAUGGCCCACGCCGAUCAGGGGAAACGACUUCUUUACGCACAAGUCAAUUGAGCAGAGAUGCCAUGCCUACUGCUGGUGAUGAAAGUGCCCCUUGGUCGUCUGAGCGCCCUGAGAUGCCCGACAGAGAGGUAUUUAAAACAGCCCAGGAGACAAUUUAG